This is a messenger RNA of Vicia villosa (hairy vetch), 1344 nucleotides long. RefSeq lists its product as uncharacterized. The coding region runs from base 141 to 1046 and encodes 301 amino acids. The transcript has 5 exons. The record is from RefSeq and is a predicted model, not a curated record. Lineage: Eukaryota; Viridiplantae; Streptophyta; Magnoliopsida; Fabales; Fabaceae.
AAAGAAAGAAAAAAAAAACCAGAGAACAAUUUUUAAUUCUGCUUUUAACUAACAAAAUCUCAAAUCUAAAAGUUUUCAAAUUUCCCAUUCUGAAAAUCAAAUCCCUAAAAUCUUCAUUGUGGUAAAAUCAUCAAUCUACAAUGGCAGAAAAUCCUCCCGAAACGGUGUCGUUUAGUUCCCAACCUUCUUCUCAUGCUCCAUCUUCUUCCUCUUCGCAGAAAUCGCCACAAGAUCCACCCCAGCCUCAGGCCCCUGAACUUUCCAAUUUCCCGCAAUUUCCGGGAGGAUAUUAUCAAAUGUUUCCUGGUAUGCACCCUGCAUUGAUUCCAGGGUUGACUCAGCCACAAAUUGAGGAACAUGGGAACCGUGGAGCUGGCAUAUAUGCUGUUCCUGUUAAUCCUUUUGAUAGACAUGUUACUGGACUUCCAUAUACCACUCUGAUUCCGUUGACAUACCGUACACCCACGCCCAGUUCUGAAGCUGCUGCUGCCGGUGAAAAUCAGGGGCAAGCAGCCCAGCAUCCUCAGCAGCAACAGGCUGCACCUCAGAGACAAGUUGUUGUUAGGAGAUUUCAAAUUGCAUUUCAAAUUGAUUUGCUACUAAUGUUGAAGCUGGCAGCUGUGAUCUUUUUGUUCAACCAAGAUGGAUCAAGGCAGAGGCUUUUUGUUCUUGUUUUAUUUGCUGUUCUUGUAUAUUUAUACCAAACUGGAGCUCUGACACCAAUUAUAAGAUGGCUUUCACAAAAUAUGCAGAGAGCUGCAGCACCUCCUCGUCCACCAAGACCUGCAGCCAGGGCUGAAAAUGUACCUCCUGCUGCAAGGUUGGAGGGUGACAAUGCUGCUCCAGCAGAGGCUCAACCUGAAGCUGCCAUUGGGAACCAGCCUGCCAACGAAGCUGACCGUGCAAUUGAGAAUGAGAACGUCGCAGAAGCUGACAGAGGCAAUGGUGGUGGCAACCAGUGGUGGGGGAUUGUAAAGGAGAUCAAGAUGAUUGUUUUUGGAUUCAUCACUUCCCUGCUCCCUGGAUUCCACAAUCAUAUGGAUUGACUCAUGGACUAUGGUGCCAUGCCAGGAAAUAGGAGGGUUUUCUGAAAUAAAGUGUAUAGUAACAGAAGUUUUAAGUGUCAUAACUAAUACAUAGGUGCAACUAUAAUCAACGAACAAAAGUACGGUGAUAGUUUAUCGGGUGCCAUUUUUGUAUCAUUACUUGGAUUGUUGAUAGAACAGUUUUUGUGGCUUCCAUGGCACAGGAAGUGCUUUGUACUUCAGAUCUGCAGUAGUUAAUUCACCCCCUGGUGUCUGUUUCAAACUUUACAAUCAUUCAAGCCAACGCAUUUUCAAUUUA